AUGAACACACAUGCAUUAUAUGUGUGUAUACACACACAAAUCUAUCUAUCUAUCUAUCUAUCUAUCUAUCUAUCUAUCUAUCUAUCUAUCUAUCUCUAUAUAUAUAUAUAUAUAAGGACAAACCUUUUAUCAUCUAAACGUCCAUUUUGUUGUGCUAUACAUUCCAUCGACAAAACUCGUUCAAAUAUUUUUUCUUGCGCCAUACAUUCCAUCGACAAAACUCGUUCAAAUAUUUUUUCUUGCGGCAUACAUAUCAUCGACAAAACUCGUUCAAAUAUUUUUUCUUGCGCCAUACAUUCCAUCGACAAAACUCGUUCAAAUAUUUUUUCUUGCGCCAUACAUUCCAUCGACAAAACUCGUUCAAAUAUUUUUUCUUGCGCCAUACAUUCCAUCGACAAAACUCGUUCAAUUAUUUUUUCUUGCGCCAUACAUUCCAUCGACAAAAACUCGUUCAAAUAUUUUUCUUGCGCCAUACAUUCCAUCGACAAAACUCGUUCAAAUAUUUUUCUUGCGCCAUACAUUUCAUUGACAAAACUCGUUCAAAUAUUUUUUCUGUGCCAUACAUUCCAUCGACAAAACUCGUUCAAAUAUUUUUUCUUGCGCCAUACAUUCCAUCGACAAAACUCGUUCAAAUAUUUUUCUUGCGCCAUACAUUCCAUCGACAAAACUCGUUCAAAUAUUUUUCUUGCGCCAUACAUCCCAUCGACAAAACUCGUUCAAAUAUUUUUUCUUGCGCCAUACAUUCCAUCGACAAAACUCGUUCAAAUAUUUUUUCUUGCGCCAUACAUCCCAUCGACAAAACUCGUUCAAAUAUUUUUUCUUGCGCCAUACAUCCCAUCGACAAAACUCGUUCAAAUAUUUUUUCUUGCGCCAUACAUCCCAUCGACAAAACUCGUUCAAAUAUUUUUUCUUGCCCCAUACAUUCCAUCGACAAAACUCGUUCAAAUAUUUUUUCUUGCGCCAUUCAUCCCAUCGACAAAACUCGUUCAAAUAUUUUUUCUUGCGCCAUACAUUCCAUCGACAAAACUCGUUCAAAUAUUUUUUCUUGCGCCAUACAUUCCAUCGACAAAACUCGUUCAAAUAUUUUUUCUUGCGCCAUACAUCCCAUCGACAAAACUCGUUCAAAUAGGUUUUGUUGUCCUAUACAUUACAUCCACACAACUCGUUCAAUUAGUUUAA
Messenger RNA from Acanthosepion pharaonis, 1179 nucleotides. Lineage: Eukaryota; Metazoa; Mollusca; Cephalopoda; Sepiida; Sepiidae. The record is from the annotation of a GenBank genome assembly.